UCGUAGUCAUAUAUCUAUUGACGCGCGACGAUCAGGGCCAUGCUCUACUAUUACUAUUACUAAGUAUUAAUUAUUUACUGUAUAAUUGUCCGACAAGUGUCAGAGUGUGCUCAUACACCGUCGUUGUCGCCCGUCGGUAAGUACCUACCUACACUUCCGUCAAUCCGUCAUCCGUGUACGCGGCAGAGCAACCAGCAAGGGAUCAGUUUUUUUCAAAUUUAUAUUUCUUUCAUUUGCAAAUUUUAAAUAUGGAGUACGACAUUGCUGAUUUGAAUAACGAUUUGAAUGGCGAUAAUUGGUCAAUCACAGUGCGUGUACUAAAAAAAUCCAAUAAAAUUUCAUAUCAAAAUGAACGUGGCACUGGAAAAUACUUUACAACAAUAUUAAUUGACAAAACUACUGAAAUAAGAGCUAAGGCUUUUGGAGAUGAUUGUGACCGUUUAUUUUUACAACUUCAGGAAAAUAAUGUUUACAAUAUUAAAAAUGGAAAAAUACAAUUAGCAGAUAAGGAAUACAACAAUUCAAAAAAUGAUUAUGAAAUAUUUUUUAAAGAAACAACAAUUAUUAUAGAGCAGUUUGGAUUUACUGAUAUUCCCACUCAUCCACAGCUUAAAACUAUUGAAAAUUUUUGGUCAAUGGACAUAAACACUUUAAUUGAUACGAUUGGAGUAAUUAUUAAGAUAGAAAAGUCAAAGGAAAUUAAAAAAAAAAACUCUAAUGAUACAUACAAAUUAAGAGAUAUCAUACUAAAAGACAAAACUGGAUUUAGCGUUACCGUUGUUUUAUGGGAUACAGAAGCUAUUAAUUUUAAUGCCAACGAAGGGGAUAUUAUGUCAAUAAUAGACGGACAAAUUAUUGUUUUCAAAAAUGUCAACAAAAUAAGUGUGACUGGAUCUUCAGAAAUCUUAAUUAAUCCUCGUUGGAAGGUAACUGAAGAUCUCCAAAGCUGGUAUAAAGAGUUUGAAAAAAAAGAACUUUUAAAUCUAUCUCAAAUGUCUAUCGGUUCUCAAGAACAUAAUACGUCUGAAAUAUCUCAAUGUAAUAGAAAUAAAACUAUAAACGAACGUAUUUUGCAAGAAAACAUAAUUGAAGAUUAUCAGAUUUCUGAGAGAUUACUGAAACUGCACGAUGAAGUAAAUAAGAAACAAAAAGAAAUAACGGAUUUAAAUUUUAAGAAACAACGACUUUCAAACGAACGAGAGAGCCUUUUGGAAAACUAAUUCUAUAAUAGAUAAUAUUUUUUUUUAAAUUUUAAUACAUUUCAUAUUAUUCUCAAUUCGUACUCUCUUCUGAAUUAUAAUAAUAAUAAUACAUUUUAUUAUUUUCUGACGAUGCAAAAAUUUACAAAUCUAUUACUUCCCCUGAUGAUAUUAAACUUCUUCAAAGUGUUUUUCUUCAUUUAACGAUUGGUGCAUUUCAAAUAGCCUUUCAUUAAAUAUUGACAAAUGCCAAAUUGUUACUUACCCCAAAAAGCACAAUUCCUUGCAUUUUAAUUAUCAUAUAUGUGACAUUAACUUGCAUCGUUCGUCUUGGAUUAAAGAUUUAGGGAUUUUAUUUGAUUUCUUACUGUUACUCAAUGCUCGUAUAUCAGCGAUUAAAAAUAAAUCUUUAGCUGUAUUUGGUAUGAUAAAAAGAAACUGUUCCGAUUUUUGUGAUCCACUUGCUCUUAAAUGUCUAUAUAGGUACCUCACUAGUAGGUUUAUAUGUCAUAAAUGUAAUAUUCAAAGAACUCCUCACUCUGGUUACGAAAAAAUUUUAAAAUUGUUAAACUUAAAAUCUUUAAAUGUACGUAGAAACUCAUGAUACUACACGUUUCUCACCAAAUUGCUGAAUAAUGAGAUUGAUGAUUCAUUUUUAUUAAGUCAAUUAAAUAACCACUACACUCGCAACAAUCAUUUAUUUUAUAUUCCUCAUUCAUCUAAAAAGUAUACGUCAUACGACCCCAUAAAUAUUUUGAUGUCUUCGAGGAAUAGUAAAUUAUUUUAAUAAACAUUGAAUGUAUUUUUA
Molecule: messenger RNA, 2007 nt
Organism: Acyrthosiphon pisum (pea aphid)
Lineage: Eukaryota; Metazoa; Arthropoda; Insecta; Hemiptera; Aphididae
Product: replication factor A protein 1-like
Exons: 7
Coding region: 249-1220 (323 amino acids)
Source: RefSeq, a predicted model, not a curated record